ACUAAUUCACAUCACAUUUAUUGAGCUAAACGGGACUCGUCGAAAUCUACUCUUACGUACCUAUAAAUCAAUGAAACGAUAAUAGAGAUCUGAGAGCUAGACGUUAUGCAUUAAUAAAGUGUUUAUCUAUCAUCCGUAACAAUGUAUCUGUGAUGUGACAAGUUUACGUUUGGUUGUGCUCGCCCGGGGACAGGGCGCCGGCGGCGGCGGCGGUGGCGGCGGCGGCGCGCGGCGCAGUGCGGCGCUAUCGAGCGGCCGGGCGGGGCGGCGAGCGGCAGUCGCGCGCGGCGCCCCACGGCCAUGGGUGGCGCGCUGCUGCUCGCUCUGUUGGCGGCCGCGCGGGCCGGCGAGCCCAACACCACCAUCCUCGACUACGACACCUCGUCCGCGUACGAGCCGCAGCCCACCGAGCACGAGGAGAGAGCCCCUCUGUUCCCCACAGAUCUCUUCACGGAGGAGCAGCGGCGCUCCGGGGCCGUCCUCCUGCACGUGCUCGGAAUGGGCUACAUGUUCGUCGCACUGGCUAUAGUCUGCGACGAAUUCUUCGUCCCGUCGCUGGACGUGAUCAUAGAACGCCUAGCUAUCAGAGACGACGUGGCCGGGGCCACGUUUAUGGCGGCGGGCGGCUCGGCGCCGGAGCUGUUCACUUCCGUGAUCGGGGUGUUCGUGUCGUUCGACGACGUAGGGAUCGGGACGAUCGUGGGCUCGGCCGUGUUCAACAUCCUGUUCGUGAUCGGUGCGUGCGCGUUGUUCUCCCGCACGACGUUGACUCUGACCUGGUGGCCGCUGUUCCGCGAUUGCAGCUUCUACUCGAUCAGUUUGCUGGUGUUGAUAUACUGUUUCCGGGACAGCCUGAUCUACUGGCAGGAGGCGCUGGUGCUGUUCUCGCUGUACGGCGCGUACGUGAUGUUCAUGCGGUGGAACCAGCAGGUUGAGCGCGCCGUGAAGAAGGUCAUCUACAAGAACAAGGUGACGCGUGUCCGCAGCACGGAUCAGCUGAUGCCCACGCACCAGACCGCCGCUCAAACCUUGCACGGCAACGCGACGACAUCGAGCGAGACGUCAGUGGGCACCAACACCGCGGCCGCGGGCCCGAGCAAACAGCCGGCAGCGAAGUUCCGCCACGGGCUGCUGCAGCUCAUGAUACACACUAUCGACCCGAUGCACGACGGUGAGUUAGGCAAAGUGGACGAGAAAGCAACACAACUACACGCCAUCGCGUCGCUAAAGGUGCUGCUGGAGGCCACGAAGCCGGCGGCGGGCGGGGCGGGGGCGGCGUCGGCGCGGAACUCGGCCGCCGUGGCCAAGGAGACGCCGCUGGACCUGCCCAACGGAGGCGUGCAGGAUGUACAUUUAGAUGCUAUAGAAGAGAUAGGGGACCUGGAGGAGGACACGACGCCAUUGGACAUGUCGUGGCCCUCCGGGUUCCGCAAGCGACUGACCUACCUGUUAGUCGCGCCCAUAGUCUUCCCAUUAUGGAUCACUCUCCCGGACACUAGGACUCCGAGAGGGAAGAAUCUAUUCCCCCUAACGUUUAUAGGAUCCAUAGUAUGGAUCGCGUUCUUCUCCUACCUCAUGGUGUGGUGGGCGAACGUGGCCGGCGCGACGGCGCAAGUGCCCCCCGAGGUGAUGGGGCUCACGCUGCUGGCGGCGGGCACGUCCGUGCCUGACCUCAUUACGUCGGUCAUCGUGGCGAGGAAGGGGUUCGGAGAUAUGGCGGUCUCUAGCUCCGUGGGCAGCAAUAUUUUUGAUGUCACUGUUGGGCUCCCACUGCCGUGGCUGCUAUACGGACUGAUCAACGGCCGGCCGGUGGAGGUCAACUCCAAGGGCAUGGUCUGCAGCAUCGUGCUGCUCUUCGCCAUGCUGCUGUUUGUCAUCAUGAGCAUCGCCUGCUUCAGGUGGAAAAUGAACAGAGGGCUCGGCUUCACGAUGUUCCUGCUGUACUUUGUGUUCGUGGCCGUCAGUCUCAGUCUGGAGUACGGCUACCUCCACUGCCCUAGCGAGUAAGAACGUUCCAGAACUUUCUAGCACAAUCGGGAAUAUUGCAGAACAAUCAAGAGGAUGAGCACGAGUCACUUCAGCAAUAGGCAACAGAAAAACCUGAAAGCAAUUGGACUAGAAUAUAAGAAAGAGCAUGUUAAAGAAAAAGUAACGAAUUCUCGUGCCAAGUCAGUGGCCGAGAGUGGAUAAGACAAAAUCAUUUGAGUAGUUCCCUGUUUGAACUAGAACUUGUUAUUAUAAGGAAGGUGUUCUAAAAAAAGCGUUAAAAGAUUGUGAUGUCAAAGUCAAAGUUUGGACAUCAUCAUUUCCAAAAAUCAAGGGGUUUUCUCCUACCUACCUACAAUCAUUUUAGAAACUUUGAAGCUUGUAGUGCGACGUCGCACUAUGUGUAGUGCGACGGUAUGUCGUGAUUAACUCUGAAUGGGUUAAGAAUAUAGUUCAAAAAAUCUCAGCUCCACAGAUUAACGGAAAAGUAGCUAAUAUUCAAAAUGGAAAUGUAAUGGCCGAAGUGACUUGUGUUGCAAAAAUUUGAUGACAUUGAUUUUAAUAAAGAAUGUUGUUCUGAUAUUAGGAAAUCAAUUGGUCCAACGUGCAUACAAAACAAUAGGGAACUAGACGUUUGAUGUGAACUAGAUCUGUAUACAUUUGUUCAGUCCAAUUUUGUUAGUUCAAUUAGGUUGUUUAUAUUCCAUGCAUGUCAAAGCACAAACGAAAUGUUGUUAAAUUGCUCAAAUUCACUAUUAUUUGUAAUUGCCUUUGCUUUAUCUGUUAAUAAACAAGAGAGACAUGUGAGCACCAAAGGAGUCCAAUGUUCAUUCUUUGCAAUAGAAUGAAGGCGUGUAUUAUAGGAUAGUAUAGAAAUCCUAAUUGAAUGCAAUAAUGAGCGUAAGCUUCUGAUUUUAAAUGGCUGGCUGCGCGUGAGUUGCUGGCAGCAUAUUGAAGUGUCUCUUUCUUGCAAACCUGAAAAAUAACACGCGAGAGCGAGACAAGUAUCUGAUGCUAGCAGCUAGUGCGCUAGAGGUGUGUACAGACUUGCAAGCGGUGGAAUCGGCUAGUAAUUUUUUGUAUCAAAAUUGUAAAUUUAAAGGAGUAGCCCACACUAGAGACUGUAGAUAUUUAUAUAAAUGUUAGAGGUUCAUUACCUAACCGUUGAAUAAAGGCGCUUUUAUGAUGCCGUUAGCGUUAUUGCUAAUUUCUAAUAUAUUUGAUAGUACGUGUCAGCUAUUAUUGUGCGUAUGUUUUGUAAAUAUUGUUUGAGAGCGUUAUGUUGGGUCCGGGACCCGUGUCCACAUUUAUUUCGGGAGUGUUAUAGUGCGCACGGAGGUUGUACAUAGCGUAGUUCGGAGCGGGGCAAAUGGGUAAGUUAACGCAUUCCAUAAAAUGUGCCUAAGAGUUCGUAGGAGCUCCUUUACAUUGUUAGCUUCGUGUAUAUUCAAUACAAUGUUGAUUCGUAAAUUUCAUCUAAUAGCAAUUAAAUACGGUUUGUAUAAUAGUGCUACACUUCAGGGCGCAUUUGUCCCGCUCUUCGGUAGGUAGAAUUUUUACACUAUCCUUAUUGAUCGUUAUUUUCUUCUCUCUCUUCAACUAUAUUCUACUACGGAUUUGUAUAUGCAAGAGCAGUCAAUUCUUAAAAUAAUCUGAAGUAUUUAAAGGUUAUAGUUAUGGUUGGCCUUGAUGGAAGGUCUAACGAUAGGUGCCUUUAUAUUGGUCUUAUAACGAAACUACGGCGUCGGUUAAGGUCAGAGCACCGGCUGCGUGUAAUGCGCUAAAAUAUUUGAGCCGUGCACGCACACGUCACGCAAGUGGUGUGCCGUCUCUCAAAGGAUAUGAAUAUUACAACGAGCAGGUGUACGUAUGCGCACACGCGUCCGGUGUGCACAGGCCUUAAGAGUUACAAUUUAAUUUUAACUUUUGAUUACAUAGUGUUGUGACGUUAUAAGAUCUAUGAUAAAGUUUUGUGACCUUAUAUAUUGCUGCCGAGGGAUGGUCUUACAAGCUACAAACAGUUGUAAUGCUCUGAUUAGAUACUUAAAGUGGGCAAACUGGCAAAAUACUAAAACAAUAUACAAAAUAAUAAAGUCAAAAUAUGGACACAAUAACAAUUAUGCAUGAUUGGAACCAAAAGCGAUACUUUCGUGACAUUAGAGAGGUAUUACCUAGUGCCAGUUGGAUGACUAUUUAAAGUACAUACUAAUUCAAACAAAUCCUAGAAGUAUGUCCGUAGGCUGUGAUAAAACGUGAUGGAUAAAUCCAAAGGAAAAUUAUAAAACCACCAAGAUAAAAUUUGUUCUUUGGCGGAACGUCGAAUAGCGAGAACUACAUACAUUACAAUACUAAACAGAUAUUAUAAGAUCAAAAUAAUGAACAUGUCACAAACAACGCUUGUGGUACAAUUUGCCUUGAAUCAACGUUUUACCUGUACUAUAACCAUAGAGUAACUUAUACUAGAGCGGUACUGUCAUAGUAAAUUUUGUAACCCCAGUAAAUUCACUGCCAUCUGUCGACACACUUUAAAACUAAAAAUGAAGAUUUAUAAAAAUACGAUAGAAUGUAUUUAAAUAUGGAUAAAUGAUUUUUUUUAUUUGCAUUAAUUAUUUUUAUGAUUUUGACCCAUGUUCUUUCACUGAUAUGCGUUAAAAUUGUUAAAUAACAAACGAAACCGUCAACGCCAUCUAUACGACUGUAGGCCAAAACUAGUAGCGCCCUCUGAUCAAGAAUCAAAUUUUCUUGAUUUUCGAGGCACGUUUUUUCCUUAGACUGUAUCCAUCUAUUACGGAGUUAUAUCUAUCUUUGCCUAUAACACAGACUACGCAGUUAACACAUUAUAAAGCAUUCACAUAGAUCUGAGGUCAUAGGUCCUAUAAAUUUGCAAAACUUGUGAAGAUAUAUGACUGUAACCAUAACCAACCAUAAGCAGGGCUAAGAUUAUGGAUGGUAUAGAAAGGAUGCCAAUCUCUUAUGGCAGAACUGUUGCAAAAGUGACCGCUUUCAGCUUUAAAUAAUAGUUCCUAAUCUCUCCGGUGGCGCUAGUUAGGCUCUGGGACAUGAGUAUAACAUGAACCAUAUAAGGCAACAAAUAACCCGACCAAAUUACGUAGGUUGUUUUUGGUAAUAUUUCGGUGUAUGGUGGCGCCGCCUAAUUACUGUUUUUUGAUGGACACUUUUCAUACAUAGAGAUUUGGCUCCUUUAUAUAGUCUACAUGGCUAAGAUGAUCGGUUUUUCAUCAUAUGUCAUCAUGAUUGUCACCUUCUAACAAGUAUGUAAGUGCGAAAGUGACGUGACAUGACAGGUGACAAAAAUGCGACCAUGAUACCGCCGCUGGCUGUUUAAUUUUGCCGAUGAAAACUUUAAGACCACUCCUCGAUAUCAAGUAUCGCGGUUUAGUAUCCGUUCUAAAUAAAACUAUUUAUUGCUUCUUCGAACAUUCGCUUCAAAUUCAUUUUAUAUCUAACCAAUGAUAGAAAGAUUGUAGUGUUUUGUAAAUUCAACUGUUGAUAUCCCACAAAGUUUUAUAUUGAUAACCCGCCUAUUUGACAUAGCAAUAAAUAUACUAGAAUAGGUAGUUAAAUAUUUCUAUUGAUAAGCUUUAACAACUCAGACCAUUGCGUAACGCUCAUGUGGUAACCAACUAACCAUUAACUGACCUCGGGAAUCAUGAAUCUGAUAGCGCACAAGGGUCAAACACUAAACUGUGUUCACAUCUUUCCUGUAGACAUACCCAAAGGUUAAUUUUCUUUUUUAACCUUUAUCCACGUGAAAGGUCCUUUUAUUUGGAUAAGUACAUGAUAAAAUAAAAUCAUUAGGUACUUACAUGCCCAUGACAAGCUGUUAACUAUUUUCCACAGGAGAGAAAACUUGUGUGUUCGUCAGAACUGUACAGUUUUCUCUCCUGUGGACAAUAGUUAAUAGUGGAUAAGGGUUAAAUAAGAAAAUUAACCUUUAUAGCCCUUAUCUUUUGGGUAUGUCUACAGGAAAGACGUGAACACAGUUUUGUGUUUGACCCACAAAUCCCAGUCAUUCGCUUCAUGAAAAUACUGACACCGGUUUUAUAAAAAAAAAGAAAAUUUUGUUUUGCUAAAUAAAACGACAUAUCGAUAGGUACGGGAAAUCGGGUAGGUCAUAAUCUGUGAUAGAGGCAUGCUUAUGACGUAUUUGUAAAGAUUAAUAGAAACGGAUCAUUCACCUCACGUACUGUAAAUAUUUUAAAUAUGGGUAAGCUUGAAUUUGAUCAACUUCUGUAGUUCGCUUAGCGCCGCUUGGUCCAAACAGUUUCAGACGCGGUCUUGAUAUUAUUUUAUAGUCUGUUGGAAAACUUCAUUUAACAUCAACGGGACUUAAUCGCUUAAAAAUAAGUUCUAAAUUUACCUCCGACGUUUCGAGGACGGCGUUGUCCCCGUGGUCUCGGAGAAGACUGGCUAAAGUUGACAUCAACAUUUUUUAGCCGCGCGAGUUUUUCGAACUACCCGCACUUGGUCUUGGUUAUCAACUUUUUGGGCACUAGGGAUGUCACCGGGUCGACACACAACACAGGAUGUUCAGUUUUUCAACCUGCGAUAUUUGUUUUCGCUUAUACUGAUGACUGGGUUCCAUGUGGAUGAUUAAGUCCCGUGGUAGUGAAUAAUAACGAGUAAAAAUCGUGAAAGUUUAAACUUCAAUAUGUCGAUUGGACAAAAACACAUUCUGCUUGUACACGAUCCACAUUUUUGCGCGUAUUAAAACAAAAAACUUGCAAUUGCACGACGUAUACUAUCAUAAAUAUUUAUACUAUCGAAAAUAUUGCAAGAGACAUCUACGCUUCACAUUAGAAUGGAUGCUAUGCCUCUUUGAUAAAACCAAGUAACACUUGUAUUUUAAACUGAUACUGCUUUUAAGAACAUAUUAAAUAUAUAAUUAACAGGUCACUCACGUAUUUUAAGUCGAAAAAUGCUCGACAUGUUUCACUCCGUACCGAGUAGCAUCAUCAGGAGCUUGCGUUGACGGUGACGGACCGGUGCAGACUGCGGGCCGCAGCCCUCCGCGCCCGAUGACUCAGCGCGGGCGCCGGUGGCGGCAGGAGGGACAAGAAACUAAACACAUAAACAUGACGAGCGUUUUUUGACUUAAAAUACGUGAGUGACCCGUUAUUAACAUAUUUAAUAUGUCUGUGUUUCACGGAAGUUUUGAUAUUAAAACUGCACUGAAGAAAUUCGAUAGAACCCACUUAUGCGUAAUACUCAUUUCAGAGGCCCAAUUUGACUCAAAAAAUGUGUCACCUGACAUUUUAAAACUACAACGGGGCCUAUUUGGGUCCAGAUUAUACGAUACAGGCCUAUUCGAUUCUGAAACUGAAACUGUUCGACUUUUAAGUGGCAACUCUUUACGACUAAUCUAAGGUUCCAAUGGUAUUUGCUAUAUAAUAUACUCUUACGAGUUUAUUUAAGAUUCGGUGAUAUACAAUUUCGAGUUAGAUACUCGUAGUAUUCAAAAUAUAUCCUUUUACAUACGUGUAGUAAAUGUGUAAGCACAAAGUACCAAAAUGUGUACGUCUGUACGUGAGCCUUACGCUACACAUUCUAUAUGCUAUUAUAUAUACUAUUUUACACUAGAUUUCUAUCUAUCUCUUAUAAUAUAAGUAGAACUUUGUAAUUUAUUCAUCCUUCCAUGAUUGUUUCUAGUGGUAAACGUUGCUCGGAGGAGUUAUUAAUGAAUACAAUUUGAAUCGGCAUUAGUUUAAUCAUGAGAGUUGAUGUGAAGUUCCUAUGCAAAUAUGAACAGAUGUUAUAAGUAUGUAUCUUGCGCCAGCUCUUAUGAAUUGACAUUUAAGUGCUGUCUUGAGACUGGUGAAUAAAGUUACUAAUUAUUAAUAAUUUCUUAAGGUACUUAAAUUAUAAUUUAUACAACUAGACUUUAUACUCUUUUUUUUGUAAUUGUAAUCUAUAGAUUUAUUUUAAAUGUAAAAAUACUUUGAUUACUUUUUUCGCAUUAAAUUGGCAGUUAAU
Molecule: messenger RNA, 7980 nt
Organism: Cydia strobilella
Lineage: Eukaryota; Metazoa; Arthropoda; Insecta; Lepidoptera; Tortricidae
Product: sodium/potassium/calcium exchanger Nckx30C
Exons: 8
Coding region: 301-2007 (568 amino acids)
Biological process (GO): intracellular calcium ion homeostasis; calcium ion transmembrane transport
Cellular component (GO): plasma membrane
Molecular function (GO): calcium channel activity; calcium, potassium:sodium antiporter activity
Source: RefSeq, a predicted model, not a curated record